Molecule: messenger RNA, 1362 nt
Organism: Mercurialis annua (annual mercury)
Lineage: Eukaryota; Viridiplantae; Streptophyta; Magnoliopsida; Malpighiales; Euphorbiaceae
Product: agmatine coumaroyltransferase-2-like
Exons: 1
Coding region: 7-1362 (451 amino acids)
Molecular function (GO): acyltransferase activity, transferring groups other than amino-acyl groups
Source: RefSeq, a predicted model, not a curated record
CAUAGAAUGAAGGUAAUUAUGGAGAGCAUAAGAACAAUUAAGCCAACUUAUGAAGGCAAUCCUCAACCUCAACCACAACCCUUGCUCUCAAUUCCCCUCACUGUAUUUGACAAGGUUAGCUAUAAUAUUCAUUUUGCUGUUAUUUACGCUUAUCGCCCGCCCACACCGCCGAAUGCAAUUCUUGAAUAUGGCCUGAAAAAAGCAUUAGCAAAAUAUAGAGAGUGGGCCGGAAGAUUAGGAGAAAAUGAGAAAGGCGAUCCCGUCAUAAUUUUAAAUGACAAGGGCGUGAAGUUCGUCGAGGCGUCCGUGGACAACAAACUUGAUGAAGUGAUGCCGUCGGAACCAACUUCAGAUGUACUCAAUCUACACCCUAACUUGGACGAUGUAGAAGAGUUACUACAAGUUCAGCUUACAAGGUUUACUUGUGGCUCGCUCGUUGUCGGCUUUACUACCCAACAUAUGAUUGCCGAUGGGCAUGCCGUUAGCAAUUUCUUAGUUGCAUGGGGAAGAGCUAGUCGAGGACUUGACGUCAAGCCUCUGCCCUUACAUGAUCGAAACAUUUUUAAUUGUCGCAGUCCGCCCUAUUUACAAUUCGAACAUGGUGAAAUCGAGUAUAAAGUCAAAGGUGGUGAUGGUACAAAGUUGGACGAGUUUGGUACUUGUAAUAAAUCUACCGAAGACAUUGUUAUCCGUAAAAUUAUAUUUACAUCGGAUUUUCUUUCCAAGCUCAAGGCUAGGGUUUCAAGUGGAAUAACUAACAAUAACAACAAGCCGUGUACAACUUUUGAAGUCUUAGUUGCUCAUAUAUGGAGAACUAUAACCAAGGCUCAUGGACUUGGUGGAUCUGAGAAUGUCCAUGUUAGAAUCUCGGUGGAUGGUCGGAGGAGAAUGAUUCCUAAGGUGCCCAAUGAGUUCUUUGGCAACUUGGUGCUAUGGACGUAUCCAACAACGAGCGUUGAUGAUUUAUUGAGCGAGCCAUUGGCCUAUGCAACUCAGCUAAUCCACAAUAAUAUUACUGAGCUUAAUCACAACUAUUUCCAAUCAUUUAUCGAUUUUGCUACUCUUAAGGCGAAAGAUGAAGGCCUCGUGUCGGUGGCGAAAAAACAAGCGGGGCAUUCGGCAAUGGAAUUUCUCUGGAAAGUAUACCCGAAUAUGGAUGUCUAUAGUUGGUUGCAGUUUCCAUUUAAUGAGCUUGAUUUUGGAGGAGGGCGUCCUUAUCUCUUCAUGCCCUCUUAUUGUGCUAUGGAGGGAGUAGCUUUUCUCGUGCCUUCUCUUACAAGCGAUGGUAGCAUUGUCGUCUUCGUAACUCUUUUUAAAGACCAUAUGACUAUUUUCGAGCAAAUUGUCUAUUCAUUAGACUAA